AUGAAGCCCCGACCGGCUCUGCCCUCGUUUGGCAGCGUUCGCGAGAAGAAACCAAGAGAUGCCGAGGAGGAACGACCUCUUGUUCGACCUCUCGAGUCUCCUCCCCCAUCUGACCCCAAUACCCCUGAACGCAAUCAAGAACGGGCAGUACCGAACGGCCAAUCCAGUGACUAUAAUAUUGGUACGAUUCUCAGUCAGGAGCAGACGGCCAGAAACGCCGCCAACAUAUCGAGAUUCAGAGAGCCAUUGCCGCCUGUAGUUACAUCCUUGGAGGGCAGCGGGUACUAUUCUCCCACUGGCACAGAUACGGAUGACGAGGGAGACGAGGUUUUCCAAGACCCAGAGACUGUACAGGAGCCGGAAUGUACCCUGCCCUCUGAGCAAGUCAAGGAGGAGAUCAUUGCCGCCCAUCCCAAACUGGCCGAUGACACCCUUCUUCCACCGAUGCAGGCUGUACCGACCCUGGACAAAAGUAUCGACCGCGAUCAUAGGGAAGAAGAUGUUCCUUCGAUAUCCGUCAUACAACCAACUCCCACGCCUAGGGAAACGGCGGGUAACGGCUCUGCCGACUUGUCAGAGCAAGGCUACUUCGAUGUCCCUGGAGGCUUUCCAGAAGACGAGAGCGAGGAUAGUGUGUCUUAUCCUCGCACCCAACCUGAGUUGACCGCUGUGACGAAGGAUCGUCACCAGCAGCAAACGACAGUAUUCAAUGUGGCAGCAACACCUCCUGCCGAACUCGCUCCUCAACCAGUUCCAGCGGAAGAGACCGAAUCAGAGGGAGCAAGCAUCUACAGCGACGCCUAUGAGGACCUUUCAGACGUCGAUGGGAACGGAUUCAUGUCUCUUGACGCCGUUGUCGCAUCCCCCGUUCCUAACAAGGUCUCUCACAAGCUCUACCAGAAGGCCAUGGCAAACUCAUCUCAGCAGACGCCUGUAGACUCUCAUGCCAACAACAUUCCUGAAGAUGUGCCUGACUUUUCUCAGCUAUCGGGCAGUUCGCAGAAGCCUGAAGAUGAGUGGGAGAGGGCCAAAGUUUACUGGAGGGGAUUGACAAGCGACAAGCGGAAGCAACUGGAACAGGAAGCGCUAGAGGAGGCCGGGGCUGAAGGGGACCUUGAAGAUGUUGUCCAGCCUGUGAAGGCUAAGAGAAAGAAGUCCGUCAGAAAAAGCGACUCAGCUACCCAGCAGCAAGCGUCCGUCAACCCGGAGCGGGUCUAUCAGAUCCAACCCGGAACGGUAGUCAUCGACGAGAGAGAUGAAGAAGAGCCCCCCGCAACCAUGUUGAAGACUCUCCGAGGCCUACAGAGCCAAGAAACCGGGCCUGCAAAUGGAAGGCUUCAGAAGACAUUGCGUGGUGGACAGACACCGAUAUCAGCAGCGCCUGGAACAGGCUUGCGUAAGACUUUGCGAUCAGACACCCCGAGCGCUCGGAGUUCUCAGCCGCCAGAGCCUCCUGUCAUGGGUGGCAUGAGAAAGUCCAUGAGGCAGAGUGGUCCAUCCCAAGGAGGGCUCGCAUCUGCAGCUGGUAGCCGUCCAGUCUCUCUCCAAGGCCCCCCGUCAAGCCAAGAUCAAGAUGCUCGACCCAAACACCUUUCCAGAGAUAACCCAAUGUCUAGCGUCGAGAUGGCGAGGGCGAUGCAAGCGACUCUCCGUCGUCGUGCAUCCGAUUCCAGCGAAAGCAGCUUCCGAAGGGCCCGUCCCAAACAGGAGGGCCUCGGCUUCCGCAAAUCUAUGAGAGCAACCACGGAGACAGACCCGUCGGCAGCUGGUAGAAACUCGCGCUUCAGUCUCCGGUCGAUGUCCCCCCCAACCUCGCCCGCCUCGCCGCCUGUCAGCAUGAGUAACCGAACGACUAUGCGCAGUACAUUGCGCAGUGACUCCAGUGAUGGAAGCACGCGGCGCGUGCGCCUACCCACUUUUGGAAAAUCUUCAUCAAAGAAGGCGGCCGGUAAGCCCAGCAAGAGCCGGUUUGGGGAUUCCAGCGAUGAGGAUGAUGCUGGACCAUCCGGAUUCCGCAGCCGGUUUGCCGAUUCCAGCGACGAAGAUAAGAAUACAGCUCCUGCAACGGCAUCUCGCGGUAUGUCCAAGAGCACGCGAGCAUCGACUUCCGCUGCAGCUGCAGCGAUGAAGGGCCCUCCUCCUCACUACGAGUCGAAAGCAGAAGAAACGCCGGACCUACCUGACAGCAAUGACGAAGAGGCGGUGCCAUCACCACCAGUACAGCAAAAGCCUCUCUCCCCGAGGAAGGUCUCGGGUGCUAGCGGUCGUCUCGUGAAGUCUCAAUCGAAUGGACUUGGGUUACAACGCUCCGGUUCUGGUCGCGGUGCACUCGUCGAGUCUUCAACAACGCCAUCUGUGGGUACUCAGGUGAUGUCUAGGCCGGGCAGCCAUCAACGCCGCGGCAGCUUCCUCUCAGUCCUCCGACGCAAGAAGGAGAACGACAUAGACAAGAUUUCGCGGCCUAUUGCCAGCGAAAGUGGCGCCAGAACGGACACCAAACUUGAGCGCAGCCCUUCCGAGAUCUCCGCCCUUCGUGGGACGAAUACGUCGCCGAAGCUGCGGAAGCAGUCGAUGCAUGAUAACUGGCCGCUAUUUGAGGAGACCAUUGACGAUGAGAAGCGUCCCAUGACGGCGGACAACAGUAAGCCCACGGAUGCGUCGAGGCCGAUGUUCAUGAAGCGCCGGAGCACCAACCAGGUGCUCACUUCGGGCCUACCCGAGGACCGGGAAGAUAUCGAUGGCUCCGGCAAGAAGAAGAAGAAGAAGUUUGGAACGCUCCGGCGGAUGUUCAAGCUGGAUGACUAG
Colletotrichum higginsianum IMI 349063 is the source of this 2805-nucleotide messenger RNA. RefSeq lists its product as uncharacterized. The coding region runs from base 1 to 2805 and encodes 934 amino acids. The transcript has a single exon. Lineage: Eukaryota; Fungi; Ascomycota; Sordariomycetes; Glomerellales; Glomerellaceae. The record is from RefSeq and is a predicted model, not a curated record.